Messenger RNA from Anneissia japonica, 3027 nucleotides. Its product is annotated as NHL repeat-containing protein 2-like. NCBI's taxonomy places the organism in Eukaryota, Metazoa, Echinodermata, Crinoidea, Comatulida, Comatulidae. The record is from RefSeq and is a predicted model, not a curated record. Gene Ontology annotation, molecular function: protein binding. Bases 51 to 2186 code for a protein of 711 amino acids. The transcript is spliced from 8 exons.
UAUAGCAAACAUACAUUUUUGUAAACAAACCGCGGAAGUAAUCUUUAAAGAUGCCUUCUGCAACUCUAGAAUCACUCCUUAGUGGCAAAACUACCAAAAUCGAGAGGGAAGAGGUAAUAAAUACAUUUCUGUCAAAGAUCGAAGGUGACUCUACAGAUUCAACACGAAUUUGUAUGCAAGAUGGUUUAGAAUGGAUGAACACCACCAAGAGCUUAAACUUUGCAACGAACCUGAAAGGCAAACUGGUUGUAUUAGAUUUUUUCACUUAUUGUUGCAUCAAUUGUAUGCACAUUUUACCAGAUUUGGAAAGACUUGAAGAAAAAUUCACAGUUGCCGAUGGACUGGUUAUUGUAGGAGUACAUUCGGCAAAGUUUGAGAAUGAGAAAACAUCUGCUAACAUUCUAAGUGCCAUCUUAAGGUACGGCAUCUCUCAUCCUGUAGUAAAUGAUGAAAUGGCUUCCCUAUGGAAUGAACUGGAAAUUACCUGCUGGCCAACGCUUGUCGUCGUAAGCCCAACAGGGAAACGCCUUGUUACAUAUGUUGGGGAGGGACAUUUCACAGAACUACAAGAAUUCUGCACAGUCGCUCUUAAUUACUACAAGACUCAUGGACUUUCCUCGGAACAUGAUUUGCCUAUAAAGCUUGCGAAGGAUUCUUUACCCUCUACUGCUCUCUCGUUUCCGGGUAAAGUGGGUGUUAGUCCGGAUGGUGAAUGUCUGGUUAUCAGUGACACUGGUCAUCACUGUGUUCUUGUUACAACAAAAGCGGGUGUUGUCUUGCACACGGUUGGUGGGCAGGAAAGUGGAUACAAGGACGGCCGGUUUGAAGAAGCUAGAAUGAAUUGUCCGCAGGGUGUUGUGUGGCAUAAACACUCUAUUUAUGUUGCCGACACAGAAAACCACCUUAUUCGUCUGAUUGACCUGAAGAAAAAAGUGGUUUCCACGGUAGCUGGGACUGGUGAAAUGGGAGAAGACAAAGAAGGCGGGAAUCAAGGAACUGAACAGCCAAUUAGUUCUCCAUGGGAUGUGGCCAUCGGUGGUCCUAAGGACAGUGUGCUAUUCAUUGCAAUGGCUGGAACUCAUCAAAUCUGGACGGUGUUUCUCGAGGAUACUGUCUGGCUGAAAGGCAUUACUUACAAAAAAGGAAUGUGUGCAAGAUUUGCCGGAAGUGGACAAGAAGAAAAUCGCAACAACUCUUAUCCCCACAAAGCUGGUUUUGCCCAACCCUCAGGAAUCUCGCUGGCUAGAGAUGAAAAGAUAAACAGUUUGUUUGUAGCUGACAGUGAGAGUAGCAGUGUACGCAGUGUAGCAUUAAAAGACGGUGCAACAAAAGGUGUUGUUGGUGGUGAACGCGAUCCUAUGAAUCUGUUUGCUUAUGGGGAUGUGGAUGGCAAGGGAGUAGAUGCAAAGUUGCAGCACCCAUUAGGAGUGGCAUGGAACCAAGCUGAUCAGAAACUGUAUGUUGCUGAUUCCUACAACCACAAGAUUAAAAUGGUUGAUCCACUAGCCAAGACCUGUGUGACACUGGCUGGUAAUGGAAAACCUGGCAAAAAAGACUGUUCUAUUUUUGAAGAGGUAGAAUUCAAUGAACCAGGAGGAUUAUGUGUGACUCCUGAUGGAAGUGGACUUUUCGUUGCUGACACAAAUAACCAUGCAAUACGACACAUUGAUUUUCAGCUGAAUACAGUCAAAGAGUUAAAUAUCAUUACCAGCCCUGACCAAUCUGACACAAAGUCUUCCUCCUCGCAAGAUGAGACCAAUGUGGACAGUAUUCUUUCCAAGAAGUGCACCAUAGUCAAUCAGUUAGAGACAGUGAAUCUUCAUGUCAACUCCGACCUCACAGUUCAUCUGGAUGUGCAUCUCCCAAAAGACUGCACGUUAACAGAGGGCGCUCCAUGUGUAUGGCAAGCAUACACUGAAGAUUCAUCUGGAAAACAAGUAAAAUCAGCGUUUCAACAACAAAAGACAAAAUUUGACAAUAUUCUUGAACAACCAUCAUCAACCUUGGCAGUCGCUGAUGAUUUGCUUGGUUUCCAUGGUACCAUCAAGUUUGAAGUCAAAGUUUACUAUUGUGAAGCUUCUGGGACAUGUCACAUGCAAGGCAUUUUGUUUACUGUUCCAGUGAAUGUUACAAAAAAAGAUCCUAAAGCAAAUUCUUCAAUCUGCUUGAGACAGGAUAUUUCAUAAUGAAAAAUAAAAGUUUUUGGGCACAUUUUUCCUCAACAGAAGGCACAAUUACCAAAACAGGAUUUUUUUUUUCUUUUUUUUUAUUCCAUUUGCUUCAACUGGGUCCUUUUUUUUGAAAAAUUAUCAAUCUACACUUCAUAAAUUUUUUUAUAACCGUAUUUAUGUAGCUCAUUCUGGUAUUUUUUCACCCUAAAAUAAUCAAAAUCUCACAUGAACUUAAAAUAAAAUCCUAACAUGUUUUUUGCAUCAGGAGUACGACAUCUGAAUAGCAUUGCAGUACCUACUGCUACUUGGGGAUCGGAUUCAUCACUAGCCACCAAGCACAAGCUCAGUGGUUGUGGGUUCGAUUUUUACCUAAAUCACUUGAGAAUGUACUGCGCAUUUAGUACUCUUACAUGUCAGGUAGGGCAUUAUUUCUUCUGACGCAAAAAAAAAAACACGCCAUCAUAAUUAUUCUGUUUAUAGUUUUAUUUAGGACACAGUAGAUUAGUUGUUCUCUUUUUAAACUUCAGAAUGAAUAAAAUAAAAUAAAAAUUUAUUUUUUGGAGUGUUUGCACAGCAGUUGAGGUCGGGCUUUUGAAUCCUCACUGUGCAUUUUGGUUGUGUCCUUGAAAAAGGCAUCUUAUUCAUAUUCCCUACCCCAGUGGGUACCUGGUACGGCAGUGGUUGCAGGAAUUCUCCAGCAGGAGGUCUGAACCAAGGGGCCAACUAGAGCCUCUGUCAGGGUCCUGGAAUAAAAAUCCCUGGUAGGGUUCACAGGGAGUCAAACUAGCCGAAAACUGUAAAAUUACUGAAAAUUUUUAAUGGUUUUUACGAUUAUUAAAUUCUUCAAUGAUAAUAA